UCUCACUUCCGGCGUUCUCCGUGUGCAUUUCCUCAAUCGUCCGCUGUUCUGGUUGAGAAGGCCAAAUAGCGACUGUCCGCGCACUUCACUGAGAUGUCUGCUGCGUUACGUGUGGUCUACACCGUAUCAAGGCCAGGGUCAUUUCUGGCCAGUCAAUGUCUUGCACGUCCUCUCAGCCUAUCCGCACACAGAGCAGGGAUAAAGUAUGUUAAUAAUCAGGAAGAUGCCACAGAUAUGAAGUCCAUCACGGACCGUGCAGCACAGACUCUUCUGUGGACAGAGCUGUUCAGAGGUUUGGGAAUGACCAUGAGCUAUCUUUUCCGUGAACCUGCCACAAUCAACUACCCAUUUGAGAAGGGCCCUCUGUCUCCCCGUUUCCGUGGCGAACAUGCUCUGCGUAGGUACCCCUCUGGAGAGGAGCGAUGCAUUGCAUGUAAACUUUGUGAGGCCGUUUGCCCAGCCCAGGCUAUUACAAUUGAGGCAGAACCUCGUGCUGACGGCAGCAGGAGAACAACGCGCUAUGACAUAGACAUGACCAAAUGCAUCUACUGUGGCUUUUGCCAGGAGGCCUGUCCUGUGGAUGCUAUUGUAGAGGGCCCCAACUUUGAGUUCUCCACAGAGACUCAUGAGGAACUGCUUUAUAAUAAGGAGAAGCUCCUCAACAAUGGAGAUAAGUGGGAGGCUGAGAUCGCUGCCAACAUUCAAGCUGACUAUCUCUACAGAUAAACAUGCUUCAUGGACUGUCUCAUCUCAACACAGUGACAAUUCACAGUGUCUUCAACAUGCUCUCUUACCAAUAAUCACAGUUUCAAUUGCAUAAAGAAGAAUUGGUUUUAGACAGUUACAGUUGUGCUGAGUGCACCUUUUCAAUGCCCAGGGACUGAAUUCUUAUUUGAAGAUGCACAUACUUUUUCGAUUUCUUUAAACUUGGUCAUACAUAUAUAUGCUCAGUUCUGAUAUUAAGUUCACAC
Messenger RNA from Rhinichthys klamathensis goyatoka, 971 nucleotides. It is a transcript of the gene ndufs8a, whose product is annotated as NADH:ubiquinone oxidoreductase core subunit S8a. Gene Ontology annotation, cellular component: membrane. Gene Ontology annotation, biological process: mitochondrial electron transport, NADH to ubiquinone; mitochondrial respiratory chain complex I assembly. The transcript is spliced from 7 exons. Bases 94 to 726 code for a protein of 210 amino acids. Gene Ontology annotation, molecular function: NADH dehydrogenase activity; 4 iron, 4 sulfur cluster binding. Lineage: Eukaryota; Metazoa; Chordata; Actinopteri; Cypriniformes; Leuciscidae. The record is from RefSeq and is a predicted model, not a curated record.